Molecule: messenger RNA, 1104 nt
Organism: Penaeus monodon (black tiger shrimp)
Lineage: Eukaryota; Metazoa; Arthropoda; Malacostraca; Decapoda; Penaeidae
Product: zinc finger protein OZF-like
Exons: 2
Coding region: 1-1104 (367 amino acids)
Biological process (GO): regulation of transcription by RNA polymerase II
Molecular function (GO): RNA polymerase II cis-regulatory region sequence-specific DNA binding; DNA-binding transcription factor activity
Source: RefSeq, a predicted model, not a curated record
AUGCCUUCCGUCCCACUCACGGGCAAAGAAAUACUCGGCACAGGAGUCAGCGUCAAGGAAGAGCUAAGCGAAGAUGUCACCGAAGAUACAUUCCUGGAAAUAAAAGAGGAACCACUUGAUUAUGGAGAUGAAGCGAGAAAUGAAGUGUUUAACGUGAAUGUAAUACAUGAAAAUAAUUUCCUUCAUAAUCCUCUUGAUCUGAGACAUGAAUCACAUGCAAAAGACUCAUGUAACUUGGUUCAGGAUUGUAAUGGACAUGUCAAAAAGUUACCAUUUACGGAUAAGGACUGUGGGAAGACGUGUUCAUCAGAUGGGGUUCAAGUGAUGUACGAGGAUAGACUGAAGGAGGAAACACAACUAAUAGUUGAAUCCACAAGUAAAUGUUUUGCAUGUGAGGUGUGUGGCAAGGAAGUGUCUCAAAAGAGUCACAUCAACAUUCACAUGGGAGUCCACACAAAAGAGAAGCCAUAUAACUGUGGAAUAUGCAAUAAGACAUUCUCAUCCAAAAGCGAUCUAGAAAAGCACGUUGACGUACAUACUGAGGGGAAGCCAUACAACUGUGAUAUAUGCAGCAAGACAUUUUCUAAAAGAAAUGAUCUUGUAACGCAAAUUAGAGCACAUAGAAAAGAGAAGCCAUACAUCUGUGAAAUUUGCAGCAAUACCUUCUCACGAAAAAAAAAUCUGGUGAGGCACAUGAGAACACAUACAAAGGAGAAGCCAUAUAGCUGCAAGAUUUGUAAUAAGGCCUUUUCUAAGAGAAGUAAUCUUGUAAAGCACAAUGUAGUACAUACAAAAGAGAAGCCAUAUAGCUGCGAGAUUUGCAACAAUGCAUUCUCAUGGAAAGUUAGUCUGGUAAGGCACAUGAGAACACACACUAAGGAGAAGCCAUACAGUUGUGAAAUUUGUAACAAAGUCUUCUCAAGGAAAUCUAAUGUAGCAAUUCAUAUGAGAGUACAUGCAACAGAGAAGCCAUACAAAUGUGAGAUUUGUAACAAGAACUUUUCGCAUAUAGCUAAUCUAGCGCGUCAUAGGAGAUUACACACAGAGGAGAAGCCAUACAGCUGUGAGAUUUGUAACAAUUUUUUUCACAGAAAUAUUGUCUAG